GUGACGGGUGAGAGGGAGAACGGAGAGGAAGAACGACCGACAGGAGAGGAGCCCACGGCCAGUGAAGGAGCUCCUAAGAAGAAGAGAAAGAAGAAAAAGAAGAAAGCAGCAGAGAAUCCCACAGCAGCUGCAGAUGAAGGGGGAGAUGGUGAGGGUGGGGAGAAGGGUGGAGAGGGGGAUGAGAGAGAAGGGGGAGGGGAGGGAGAGGGAGGUGAGGAGGGACAGGCUAAGAAGAAGAAGAAAAAAAAGAAAAAGAAGGGAACUGCAAAUGCAGAGAAUGGCGGAAAGCCAGUCACAGAUAUUCUCCUGCUAUACAGUGGACCAUACAGUGAGCCGACCCAGCCAGCCCCUACCCAACAGCAGACAAACCCACCCUCCAUCCCCAUCUCUCAACUGUACUCUGACAAUAACUACCCCACAGGACAGGAAAUGGCUUACAAGGACGAUCGGACGGCCAGUCAGAGGUUCUCAAUGGCUGAGAAAAGGGCGCUGGAGAGGGCAGUCUCAGAGGUUUACAGUGAUGUCAGACAGGCUGCCGAGGCCCACAGGCAGACGCGGCAGCACAUCCAGCGGUGGCUGAAGCCAGGGAUGAAGCUGAUCGACGUCUGUGAACACCUGGAGCAGACGGCAAGGACACUCAUCUCUGAGAAUGGACUCCAAAGUGGCCUGGCGUUCCCGACAGGUGUCUCCCUCAACCACUGUGCAGCUCACUACACACCCAACGCAGGGGACGAUACAGUCCUACAAUACGACGACGUAUGCAAACUGGACUUUGGGACCCACGUGAACGGUCGCAUCAUUGACUGUGCGUUCACAGUUGCAUUUAACCCUGUCUACACGCCACUGCUGACUGCCGUGAAGGAAGCAACUAACACGGGCAUCAAGGAGUCGGGGAUUGACGUGAGGCUGUGUGAUGUCGGGGAAGCCAUACAGGAAGUGAUGGAAUCAUACGAAGUCGAGAUCGGAGGGAAGGUCCACCAGGUGAAGGCGAUUAGAAAUCUGAACGGACAUUCGAUUGGACCAUAUCGUGUUCAUGCAGGGAAGACAGUACCCAUUGUGAAAGGUGGAGAAGCUACGAGAAUGGAGGAAGGAGAAUUCUUUGCCAUUGAGACUUUUGGAUCCACAGGAAGGGGUGUGGUCCACGAGGACAUGGAGUGCUCUCACUACAUGAAAAACUACGAGACGAGCCACGCCCGGCAACCACUGAGGACCGCCCGGGCCAAAAGCCUACUGGCCGUCAUUAACCAGAACUUUGGGACCCUUGCCUUCUGUAGACGGUGGCUGGAUAGAUUGGGACAGAGUCGCUACCUGAUGGCCCUCAAAAGCCUCUGUGAUGCAGGACUUGUUGAUGCCUACCCCCCACUCUGUGACAUACGAGGCAGCUACACGGCCCAGUACGAACACACCAUCCUCCUCAGACCCACCUGUAAGGAAGUCGUCAGCCGAGGAAACGACUACUAAUUAUUGAACACCUCAAUUAGCAAACAUGAAAUUAUAGUUCAUAGCAUACCAGCCAUAUAAUUUAUAAUUACGUUUAAUUACAUAACAGUCUCAGAUCCUGCAUAAUAUUACCUUUCAUGUUUUGUAAUUAAUUCUCAUCCUGAGCAUCAAUAAUAAAAUGUGAUUCAUUCAUGCAGAC
Molecule: messenger RNA, 1639 nt
Organism: Geodia barretti
Lineage: Eukaryota; Metazoa; Porifera; Demospongiae; Tetractinellida; Geodiidae
Source: the annotation of a GenBank genome assembly